Dothidotthia symphoricarpi CBS 119687 is the source of this 1668-nucleotide messenger RNA. RefSeq lists its product as uncharacterized. The coding region runs from base 1 to 1668 and encodes 555 amino acids. The transcript has 6 exons. Gene Ontology annotation, biological process: regulation of DNA-templated transcription. Gene Ontology annotation, molecular function: DNA-binding transcription factor activity, RNA polymerase II-specific; zinc ion binding. Lineage: Eukaryota; Fungi; Ascomycota; Dothideomycetes; Pleosporales; Dothidotthiaceae. The record is from RefSeq and is a predicted model, not a curated record.
AUGGAUCCUUCAGAUCGGUGGACAAACAUUGCGCCUGUCUCCGAUGAGCCUGGGAUGCAACGACAGACGCCAGACUUAAAGAAGAGACGGCGAGCGGUUGCCGUCGCAUGCAUACCGUGUCGCAACGGGAAGUCCAAAUGCGAUGGUACUAGACCUGUGUGUACUCGCUGCAGGGACGGCAACCUACACUGCCAUUUUGAUGUUCCUGAGGGUGUAUCCAGAGCCGAGCGCAUGAAAAUCCUAAAGAGAGAUGGCAUGUCCGGCAGGGCGGAAGACAUGGAACGUAUCGUCAACGCCCUACGCUCAGGAACCGAUAUGCAGGCGUCAACCCUCCUGGCAAGACUGCGACUUGGCGAACGGGUGGAGAAUAUCGCGACUUCUCUUCCCGCCACAUCCUUGAAUGCCACUUUAUUUAGUCCCCCCAGCUUAUUAGCCCAGGAUUCGACUGGCACUUCUGGAAGUUGCUUGAGCCAGGAAUCUACUCUUAGCGACGAUCCUUCGUCCUAUCGUCACAGUUCUAAUGCGUCUCUUGCAUCUUCUACUGGACAACGGCCAAACUGGCCACCUGCAAAUUUAAUGGCAUCAUCGACACAUAUGUCUUCCGUAAAGGGAAAGCAGCCUAUGCGCGUUGAUGGAGAUGAGAAACGCCCUUUUCUCUCUAUAAUUUUCAACCGGGAAGAUUUCCUCCUCGCUAUGAGUGACAGCGAGGAUGAGGAUGACAGUGAUGAAGAGAUGAACGUGAUAUUCGCUCCAAGCAGGACUGGAUCUGUCAGUCCUUCAGGGAACAGGCCGAGAGACGAGUUACUUUCUUCGCGAAGAGAUCAGUCGCAAAGGUCGAUUCACGCUACUCAUCUUAGGGAUCGUCAGCCUGUUGUUAGCACGCUCAGGAUUCACCCAAAUUUCGAUCUCCGUAACCUAUUUGGCAAUUUGCCUUUCUCCAGCAGUGUGUUGACGAACAAUCAUCCUCCAGAUGUUCAAGGAGUUCAGGUCAAGAACCUCUUUCUCCCAACAUGGGCAAUGAUGACUAUAAACACACUACCGGACCCUGGAUCGUUGAGGCAUGUCUUUUCAGGGAUAUUACAACAAGCCACAGAGAUGAUUCGGGAUGGAGUUCCGCUAGAAUCCGUCAUAGAAACUCAUCCCAACAUCGCGGCUCUUUUCGACGAGGCGGAAUUUGAUAAGUCGGGUAUUCUUUCGCAGUGGGCGGCUGGUAUGGUGCAUAGUGCAACAUUAAACAGUAAUGAUUUUACGUGUUGCGCAUAUAUGUAUUGUAUCUGGUAUCUUAUGCGCUGGAUGAUUUCGCCCUCUCCAGAAACAUAUCGAGUAAUUCCAGAAUGGCUACGACCUACCCCAAAUCAACUUUUCAUGCCGCACAUUACCAUACUCGAUUUCGUCCUCUGGCCUGCCUUCCGCGAGCUUGCCGCCCAAAUCCCCGCUAUGCAGCAGCGCAUGGAGUGGCUCAUGGACUACAGUAUCAAUCUACACUGCGAUUGGUCGUUCCCAGUGGAAGAAGCGUUUCGCAUAGAUGAGGUCACCGGACGUCUAGAUUUGUGCGACUUGGCAAAGACAAGCUUGCGCGAUCUUUCGAAUUGGUCGUUACGUCCUUCAUUCCGAGGCUACGUAAGCAACGCGGAUUCUUAUGUCAGGAUUAGAACAGAUGAAUGUUAA